UGUUAGUACCUAAAGUGACUUCUGUAAAGGAGCAAUCUCUCCAAUACCUUGCUUAGGUGAUCAGAGGUUUUUGGGUUAUCCUCUGCCCUCCUCGUUUCUCUUUAAAGCUGCUGCCUCUUAAAAGCUAAGCUACGGCACAUGCUGUUGCUUAAGGAAAACUUGUUAUCUCUCCCUAAGGAAAUGUAAAUAUUCUUGUUUCAUGUUGUUUCUGAAAGGAUAUUGCUUAAGGUGAAGAAACAGAGGGUUGUUCCGUCUAUUUUGUUAGAGAAUCGUGUGUUUAUGUAGAUGAUUUGACACUAACGUUUGGAAAAUGUAAGGUGAAGAGGGCUUAGAUCAAUGUUAAAGCCACAGAAAUUGUUCUUAAAAUGAACCGAACAUAAGUGACAUUGGCAGUUCUGAAAUUUAUUAAUAUAUAUUGUAGCACCCACUGACCUUUUUAAUGUAGGAAUGUAAAUCUAUAGAAUGUUUAUCUCGUGGUUUAUUAUGGUUUAUUUUAACGAAGUUCAUGAAAUUAUGUUUCAAAAUCGUUCCAACUUCAAAGUGGGGAAUACAUAUUCUGAUGAUUGCCUAGCGCAGUUGUUACGCUGAUUCUUCCAAAACAUAAAUAAUACCUAUUUGUCACGUCUUUCUCCAAUGAAAUAUUUUUUCCUACCUAUAAUGUACUGGGAUUUUUCCUUAUAGCCAUUUCAAAACUGAUCAGAAAAACUAAAAUUGAACACAAUUAUUCAAAUCUCUUUUGCUCUUAAGGAUCAGAGUCUAAUAAUUUACUGGGGGAAAAUAAAACAGGAUUGUAAAAAUCUUCCUCUUAAUUAUUUUUAUUUUACUGUAUUACAUCUCUUUCCUUGAUUCUUCUCUUCCUGCAAUUGGAUAAAAUUGGGAUUUGAAAAUCGUAUUCUAAGUUUAGGUGUUAAUCCUUAAACCAUUAAAAGCAGGAGGAGUUUCUUUCUCCAUGUUCAUUGGAUGCUAGGUAAAGGCUGUCUUUAGUUAUAUAUUUGGAUAUUCUUGAUAUCAGAAGAAUGUAAGCAUGUGUCUAAGAAUUUUGCUCACACAUUUAACUGUAGUAGGGUGCAUUUGUGGAAUAGUCUUGACUUCUCCCUUUCUUAUCUGGCUUGUAGGGAACUAAAGGGAUUCUCUUUUUACUUUUGCCACCAGUGGAAUGGGCUAGAAACUAUAAAAACUACUUUCUCUAUGGUGAUAUAAUGUGCUCCGUGUACUGUUGAGAAUGUGCUUGUGGAUUCUUCCAGUCCUGAACGUACUGUACCUAAUCAGUGUGUUUGUAUUCUGUGUAACCAAGGCACAUUAGGUGUGUUGGCAUUCUUGGCUACUUUAGAGUAGAAACUGACAACAACCUUUCCUUGGGCAGUUGGUUACAAGGCACUGCCUCCCCCUUUCCCCCCAGCUCACGUUUGGUUUUAAUGGUAGAUAAGAGCUGGCACAGCUUCCGUGCCCUUUUCAGCACCCUGCGCAAUACAGUGCUGUGCUAGCAAUUGCUGAGAGCCUGCCUAAAGAUUUGUCUUACACAGUGAUUGAAGAGUAUAUGCUUGUUGGUGUUGCAGUGACUGCUUUGGUUAUGUGAUCACCUGUGAGAAGGAGACCUGCUUAGUGGAUGAGGGAAAGGCUGUGGAUGUAGGCUACCUGGACUUUACUGAAACCUUUGAUACUGUCUCCCACAGUAUUCUCCUGAAAAAGCUGGCAACCUAUGGCUUGUCCAGCUGCUCUGUCUGCUGGCUAAAACAGCUGGAUCAAUGGCUAGGCUAAGAUAAUGGCGGUAAAUGGAAUUACAUCCAGCUGGUAGCUGGUCACAAGAGGUGCUUCCCAGGGCUCAGUAAAUAUUUAAGAUUUUUAUUGGUGAUCUGGGUGAGAGGAUCAAGUAUACCAUCAGUGAGUUUGCAAGCAACACCAAGUUGGCAGGAGUGUUGAUCUGCUUGAGGGUAGAAAGGCUCUGCAGAGUGUUCUGGACAGGCUGGAUUGAUGGGAAAGGCCAGGGGUAUGAGGUUCAACAUGCCACGCCAGGUCCUGCGCUUCAACAGCUCCAUCAAGUGCUACAGGCUCGUGCAGAGUGGUGGAAAGGGGUCCAAUAGAAAAGGCCCUGGGGUUACUGGUUAACAGCAGCUGAACAUGAGCCAGUGUGCCCAAGUAGCCAAGAAGGCCAGUGGAUUGCUGGUCUGUACCAACAAUGUGCUCCUGUACCCCACAUUGGUGAGGCCAGGCUGAAAUGAGGGUAUACCCAAAUGAGGGUCAUUCUGUUCUCCCAGCUAACAAGCAAUUGGGCAAGAGGAAAAGGCCUGAAGCUGCGCUAAGGGCAGUUUAGAUAACGUAUUAGGAAAAAUUUCUGUGCUGGGAGGUUGAUCAGAUAUUGGAAAAGAGCACCCAGGAGAGUAGUUGAGUCAUCGUGCCUGGGUGCAUUCAAAAGAUGUGUAGACAUGGAUCAGUGGUGGACCUGGCAGAGUCAGGUUAACAGCUGGACUUGGUGACCUUAAGUGUCUUUUCCUGAAUGAUUCUAUGAUUCUACUGCUAGUAGAUGCCAUAUUUAAGAUUAUUGUAAAGCUAAAAGGCAAACCUCAGUUAUCAGGCAAAAUAAAAUGUGUAUUUAGGAGCCUAUCGAUGAGUAUGUUUUACUGAUUAAAACCCCGUAUUGCUUAAUAGCAAACUCUGUGUAAGUUAACUGCAAUGGAAUGCUUUUUAAGUCUUUGCUGGCAGUCGCAAGCAGGAUUGGGAACAUGAUCUUCAUGUCUUUUCUACUGGACAUUCUGCCAUUCAGUGCUAGAUUCCUGCAGUGGUUAUGUGGUCAUGUGUGUUGUCUUAUUCUUCACAUUUGUAAAGUCCGGGAAAAGCUUUUUUUCCUCAGAUGUGAGCAAGAACUUGAAGUCCUUCAGUGAGCUGGAAAUUCUACUUUUUUAUGUUCCCUCUUCAUUCUUGAAUUGUGACUAGAAAACCGUAUCAACCUGUUGCAAGACCAGAGAAUACACGUUACACACCCUGGAGCUGAGGCACAGAAGCUGGCAGAUUAAUUCAGCGCUGUAUAAGAAAGUAUGUGACCUGCUGUUGGUUGUGGAAAGCAUUAACACCACCAAUGAAUGGCUUGAUCUUUGCUCUCGGCUCCAGAUGACCUGUCCUGUUGUUUAUAAGGAUGUCGUCUGUUACUGAAAAUGGAGAUGCUACUGGUGGAAAACCAAAUGAGGAGAAAACAUAUAAAAAGACUGCAUCCUCGGCUAUUAAAGGUGCUAUCCAGUUGGGAAUAGGAUACACAGUAGGAAAUCUUACAUCAAAACCAGACAGAGAUGUUCUUAUGCAAGACUUCUAUGUAGUGGAAAGUGUCUUUCUACCAAGUGAAGGGAGCAAUCUUACCCCUGCUCAUCAUUACCCUGACUUCAGAUUUAAGACAUACGCACCUCUUGCCUUCCGUUAUUUCAGAGAGCUUUUUGGUAUCAAGCCUGAUGAUUAUUUGUACUCAAUCUGCAGUGAACCUUUAAUUGAAUUAUCCAACCCAGGUGCCAGUGGGUCCUUAUUUUUUGUAACUAGUGGUGACGAAUUCAUCAUCAAAACAGUUCAACACAAAGAAGCUGAGUUUCUUCAGAAGCUUUUGCCAGGUUAUUAUAUGAAUCUGAACCAGAAUCCAAGGACUCUUCUUCCCAAAUUUUAUGGGCUGUACUGUGUUCAGUCAGGAGGUAUUAAUAUUAGGAUUGUUGUCAUGAACAAUGUUUUGCCACGAGCCUUGAAAAUGCAUUUCACAUACGACUUGAAAGGCUCUACAUACAAACGGAGAGCAUCAAGGAAAGAGAGGGAGAAGUCCAACCCUACAUUCAAAGACCUGGAUUUCCUGCAAGAUAUGCAUGAAGGGUUAUAUUUUGACUCUGAAACACACAGUGCACUAAUGAAGACACUACAGCGGGAUUGUCGGGUUCUAGAAAGUUUUAAGAUCAUGGAUUACAGUCUGCUUUUGGGGAUCCACAUAUUGAACAGUAACAUGAAGGAAAAAGGAGGAGAAUGUUCCCGGAGUGCAUCAGAUGCAAAACGCCAUGGAGGGCAGAAAGUUCUCUAUUCCACAGCAAUGGAGUCUAUACAAGGCCCUGGGAAGUCUGGAGACUCCGUCACCACAGAGACAACAAACACAAUGGGAGGUAUUCCAGCAAAAAGCCAUAAAGGUGAAAAGCUGCUUUUAUUUAUGGGUAUUAUUGAUAUUCUCCAGUCUUACAGGUUAAUGAAGAAGCUGGAACAUUCUUGGAAAGCUCUUGUUUAUGAUGGGGAUACUGUUUCAGUUCACCGACCAAGUUUUUAUGCAGACAGAUUUUUAAAGUUUAUGAAUGCAAGAGUUUUCAAAAAAGUUCAAGCUUUAAAGCCUUCACCCUCAAAGAAGCGAUGCAAUUCCAUCACAGCCCUAAAGGCAGCAUCACAAGAAAUAGUGUGUGCAGUUAGCCAGGAGUGGAAGGAUGAAAAGCAUGGCAUUCUUGCUGAAGGACAAAGUUAUGCCAGCCUUGAUGAAGAAGUGCUAGGUUCACACCACCGGCCAGAUCUAGUGCCAAGCACUCCGUCUCUUUUUGAAGCAGCUUCCUUGGCAACCACACUUUCUUCUUCUUCCCUGAAUGUAGGUGAGCACUGUCAACGUGAUCAACAUACACUCUAUUCUAGCAGUAAAGGGUUACCUUCGAGUUCAACAUUCACUUUGGGAGACAGUGCCAUCUAUUUGACUUCAGAACAGAGCACAUUGGAAAUGGAAAAUGAUAAUGCUUCAGUUUUGGAUGUCUACUUAUAACAAAGAAUACAUUGAGUACAACUAAAAGAAGUGACCAUGGUUAAUGAAGAGCACUUUCUGCACUCCUCAUUUAAGAAGGAAGAAUUUGGUGAGCCUAAUAGACAAAGAGUAAUCAACAGAACUAAUUCUAAGAAGUGCCAGGAUCUUUGAACCAUAGAAAGGAUUGAUGGACUUGACAAAAAUGACAUGAAACAUUCCACACUCCACUGUCAUCUGCUGUUGCUUGCUCUACUGUGAAGAACUGUGUAUUCAGGCUGCUUUCUACAAUAUUGCCAAUCACCUUUUUUGCAUUUUGAAGUGAUAUUUUCUUAUCAGCUCUCUAGUGGUUUCAUUUGCAUGCACUGUGUAACUAUGCGCAAACAAAAUCUAUUACCUACUUUACCUAUUUAAAAAUAAACACAGUGGUGAAUAAAAUCAAUUUCAUUUUUUUGACUUCCUCAGUUCUAAUUGCUUAGGUCCACAUCAGUGGAAAUUGGAACUGAUGAUUGUACAAGGGUUAAGGCAAAUCUCUGCACAUGCCAUAUGAAAAUGAGCCUUUAAAGAUACUUUCACUGUGGGUAAAAAGGAGAUAAAAAUGUUAUUUAUAACAAGGCCUUAUGUUGUGUACAUAUAUUGUCCUUAAAAUAUUUUUGAUUUUGCUUUAUUUCUUGUAAAAGAGAAAUUCUGUAAUUUAUUUAGAAAAUACUACUGUAAACUAUAGUUUUAUUGAUGAAUAAAAGAUUUUAUUCUAAAGACUA
Molecule: messenger RNA, 5490 nt
Organism: Catharus ustulatus (Swainson's thrush)
Lineage: Eukaryota; Metazoa; Chordata; Aves; Passeriformes; Turdidae
Gene: PIP5K1B
Product: phosphatidylinositol-4-phosphate 5-kinase type 1 beta
Exons: 17
Coding region: 3131-4753 (540 amino acids)
Biological process (GO): phosphatidylinositol metabolic process
Molecular function (GO): phosphatidylinositol kinase activity
Source: RefSeq, a predicted model, not a curated record